GCUUGCAGAUCGCAUAUGCUUGCAGAUCGCAUAUGCUUGCAGAUCGCAUAUGCUUGCAGACAGCAUAUGCUUGCAGAUCGCAUAUGCUUGCAGAUCGCAUAUGCUUGCAGAUCGCAUAUGGCAUAUGCUUGCAGAUCGCAUAUGGCAUAUGCUUGCAGAUCGCAUAUGGCAUAUGCUUGCAGAUGCUUGCAUUUGGCAUAUGCUUGCAGAUCGCAUAUGGCAUAUGCUUGCAGAUCGCAUAUGUCAUAUGCUUGCAGAUCGCAUAUGUCAUAUGCUUGCAGAUCGCAUAUGCAGAUCGCAUAUGCUUGCAGAUCGCAUAGUGGAAUAUGCUUGCAGAUCGCAUAUGGCAUAUGCUUGCAGAUGACAUAUGGCAUAUGCUUGCAGAUGACAUAUGCUUGCAGAUCGCAUAUGGCAUAUGCUUGCAGAUCGCAUAUGGCAUAUGCUUGCAGAUCGCAUAUGGCAUAUGCUUGCAGAUCGCAUAUGGCAUAUGCUUGCAGAUCGCAUAUGGCAUAUGCUUGCAGAUCGCAUAUGCUUGCAGAUCACAUAUGCUUGCAGAUCGCAUAUGCUUGCAGA
This is a messenger RNA of Volvox carteri f. nagariensis, 573 nucleotides long. RefSeq lists its product as uncharacterized. NCBI's taxonomy places the organism in Eukaryota, Viridiplantae, Chlorophyta, Chlorophyceae, Chlamydomonadales, Volvocaceae. The record is from RefSeq and is a predicted model, not a curated record. The transcript is spliced from 2 exons. The annotation marks the transcript as partial.